ACCACACCGAAUGUUUCAGGUUCUUUUUUUGUUGAAUUAACUUUAAACGUUUAUCUCCAACACGAACUGGAUCAAUAACAUUAUGAAGUUUCAUAAAGUUGAUUAAAAACGAACAAGUCGAUCGACCAGAGCCGGACACGGGACACGGGACGUCACGAGACGAUGAGUCAGCCGCCAUUUAAAUAGAAUCACUUUCUGUUCUGGUUUCAUCCGGACUUCACGUCCAGGCGACUUGAAAAUGCAGACAAACAAAUCGUCGACAGGAGCUCAGGUGUCUGUGACCGGUCGGACCCAGAAAACCAUCCUGCCUCAGGUCAGGUACCAUCCAUCUAUCCAGACUCCUGGAGAUGGAGCACGGCCCAAAACCACUAAAACAACUGACACCAGAACCAGUCAGACACAAAGGACCAGACCUGGAGCUGAGCACCCCACUCACACUGGGAGCCAACAUGUGGACAACACCACCCAGGCUGAUCUGGUUCCUACAGCAAGACCUUAUCCUGGUGGUGGACGGAACCCCCGUUCUCAGACCCCCGAUCAGAAACCGAAUAAGAAACUAGAUCCAGGUCCUUCUCAAAAAGCAGAUCAGGUCUCCAACAGAGCCUGUCCAAGACCAGAGCAGGUUCCUCUGGGUCUGGGGGUCCAGGUAGACAGGGCUGGGGUGAAGGAGGUGGAGGUUCUGACCCGUGGACAGAGGACCAACCAGGACUGGUUUUCUUGGAGGAGGAACCGGAUCACAGCCUCUGUGGCUCAUAGCGUCGCUCACUGCCGCUUCGUUCAUGGCAAGAGCAAAACCCCGCCCACCUCCUACCUGACUGCUAUCACAGGUGAGGGCCGCAGAGUCCAGACCAGAGCAAUGAGCUGGGGGGUCAACAUGGAGGCCGAGGUCGUCGGCAGGUACCAGGUACAGUUCCACAGUGAUGAUGUCAUUCUGCAGAAACUCAAGAGUUCGGCGUUAGGUCGGCCGGUCACGGUUCAGGACUGCGGUCUGUUUAUCGACGCCCAGCGGCCGUGGUUGGCUGCAAGUCCUGAUGGGAUUGUGACGGACAGCCUGACUGGCCAAUGGCUGCUGGAGGUCAAGUGCCCCUACAAACACAGACAGAGACGUGUGGAGGACGCCUGCAGGGACGACCCUGGCUUCUGUCUGGAAAUACAGGACGAUGUCGGACGUGAGGCUGGAGGGUCCCCUCGUUGUCCUCCUGUCCCAGUCUCCAGUCUACCAUCUGAAGACGUCUCACAGUUACUUCACACAGAUCCAGUGUCAGCUGGCAGUGACGGGCCUGCGACGGGCCGAUCUCGUAGUCUUCACAACAAAGGAGACAGCCAUCGUCCCGGUGACCUUUGACCCUGACCUGUGGGGGGAGACGGUGUCCAGACUGGAGAUGUUCUACAGGGACGCUGUCCUCCCUCACCUCAGGGGGAAGACGCAGCAAGAGACGUCAGCAGCCUGGACACCAGAGCAGUAGAGACGCCACCAACUAACCACUGGUCAUGUGACCUCUGACCUCAGUCUGUGGUUUGUCAUCAAAUGUUCACUCUGACCUUUGACCUUUGGAUAUAAAGUCAUUUCCUCAGAU
Hippoglossus stenolepis (Pacific halibut) is the source of this 1577-nucleotide messenger RNA. RefSeq lists its product as uncharacterized. Lineage: Eukaryota; Metazoa; Chordata; Actinopteri; Pleuronectiformes; Pleuronectidae. The record is from RefSeq and is a predicted model, not a curated record. The coding region runs from base 239 to 1345 and encodes 368 amino acids. The transcript is spliced from 5 exons.